Gracilinanus agilis (Agile Gracile Mouse Opossum) is the source of this 1499-nucleotide messenger RNA. It is a transcript of the gene SLC33A2, whose product is annotated as major facilitator superfamily domain containing 3. Gene Ontology annotation, cellular component: membrane. NCBI's taxonomy places the organism in Eukaryota, Metazoa, Chordata, Mammalia, Didelphimorphia, Didelphidae. The record is from RefSeq and is a predicted model, not a curated record. The transcript is spliced from 6 exons. Gene Ontology annotation, biological process: transmembrane transport. The coding region runs from base 161 to 1387 and encodes 408 amino acids. Gene Ontology annotation, molecular function: transmembrane transporter activity.
CUGGCGGACUCUAUGACCUUGGAGGACCGCGCAGGCUGAAAGUCCCAUGAGGUUGCUGAUGACUUGAAGCCUUGCCCACCACCCACGAGCCUACCUGGGGUGGGGGGUAGACACCGAACUUGACCGUGACUUGGCUCCCCGUGACCUGCGAUGACCGCUGAUGGGCUGCAAGCUUGCGCUGCUGGGCGUGCUGUACCUGGUGCAGGGCUUGCCCCAUGGGCUCCAAGCCGGGCUCCUACCACUGCUGCUCCGCUCCCAUGGUCUCUCGCUGACCCGCGUGGGGCUGACCCGCGCCCUGCACGCACCCUGGCUGCUCAAGGUGGUCUGGGCCCCGCUGGUGGACCGGAGCGGCUCUCAGCGGGCCUGGCUGGCUCUGAGCACAGGAGCCUUGGGGCUCCUGUGCUCGCUCCUCGCGGCGCUGCCCCCUGUCUCGGGGUCUGCCUCCUCGGGGAUGCCGGCAGGGGCGGCUGUGCUGCUGCUGUUGCUGAAUGCUGGGGCCGCGGUGCAGGACGUGGCCUUGGACGGACUGGCCGUGCGACUGCUGGCUCCAGCUGAACUGGGCCCAGGCAACACGGUCCAGGUGGUGGCCUACAAGCUAGGAGCGGCCCUCGCUGGUGGGGGGCUCCUGGCGGUUGCUCCCGACCUCACGUGGGGGCCCCUCUUUCUUGGGCUUGCCGCAGUCUAUGCACUGACUGCUGCUGUAGCCUGGUGGGCCCCUGCUCUGCAGUUCCCACCCCUGCAGGCCCAGGAGAGCCAUUGCUACCCAUCUCGAGGGAUCCGAGCCCUCCUGGCUGUGCCAGGGACUCCUUGGACUGCUGGCUUUGUCCUUCUUUAUAAGUUGGGUGAACAAGGUGCCAUCAGCAUGUUCCCUCUCUUUCUGCUGGACCAGGGGGUAUCAGCUACAGAAGUGGGGCUGUGGAAUGGCAUGGUGGCCGUGGGCUUCUCCAUUGCUGGCUCUUCCCUGGGUGGUGUCCUUCUUGCCAGGCACAGGCAGCCCCUGCCUCUCCUGAAGCCCCUUCUCCAACUGCGUAUUGGGGCCCUAGCCUUCCAGAUGGCUCUGCUCUUCUGCUUCCCUAGCUCCAGCCUGGGGAGCCUUUUAAAAGGAGCUGCCCUGGUGAGCCUUGGCCCCCAGCACUUUCUGAGUGGCACUGUGACUACUCUCACCUUUGCUCUCAUGAUGCACUGUAGUCAGCAAGCACACAGCACAAUCCAGUCUACUCACUACAGCUUCCUGGCCACACUGGAGCUACUGGGGAAGUUGCUGCUGACCACAGGGGCUGGAGCCCUGGCAGAUGGGCUGGGCCUGGGGCUAUGUUUCACACUCUUCCUUGUCCUCUCCCUGGUAGCCCUGCUGUACUUGGACUUAGCUCCCAGUAACCUGGGUUGAACAGGGGGAGAAAAUGAAGAGAACACUGUCUCAUUUCCUGCUUCCCACACCCUAAACCAAGGCUAGACCCUGGGAUCUAUUUUCAGUAUCAAUAAAAAUAUUGAACCUUUUA